AUGUUUUGUGUUUUGAAGGAUGAUCCUAAGGGGAUUUCGAAGCGUGGGCCCCGUCGGACCACUCGAUCCUCUGCCCCGGGCGUGGCCACCCAGGCCACUGCCCCGGGCGAGGCCACCCAACAGCCAUCACCCUCAGACGUGACCGAGCUCACCCAACAGCCGAAAGCCUCAGACGCGGCCGAGCCCACCCAACAGCCACAAGCCUCAGACGCGGCCGAGGCCACCCAACAGCCACAAGCCUCUGACGCGGCUAAAGCCACCCAACAGUCACAAGCCUCCGACGCGGCCGAGGCCACCCAACAGCCACAAGCCUCAGACGCGGCCGAAGCCACCCAACAGUCACAAGCCUCAGACGCGGCAGAGGCCACCCAACAGCCAACACCCUCAGACGCGGCCGAGCUCACCCAACAGCCACAAGCCUCAGACGCGGCCGAGGCCACCCAACAGCCACAAGCCUCAGACGCGGCCGAGGCCACCCAACAGCCACAAGCCUCAGACGCGGCAGAGGCCACCCAACAGUCACAAGCCUCAGACGCGGCCGACGUCAGCCAACAGCCAAAAGCCGCUGCCCCAAAGAAAGGAGGUACCUUCGGCGGGCAGAAACGAGUUCCGGCGCACAUCCAAACCCAAGUGGAUACACGUCUUGCGGGCGAAAAGUUCCCCGACUUCUCCGCCCGCUUUCACGACAUUGUGAAAGUGUGCCUGUGUUUCGCUAACACCUGGCUAAAAUGCCAAAAUACCGCACACCGACUCACUAUCUUGCACCUCACGCACGAUGACUACGAAAAGGGAAAGGUGACGGACAAGGCGUAUAAUCGCUCCAUUUUACGCUACAUCGGGACGUUCUCGAGCAAGCAGCUAGGGUCAUGGGACAGGGUGCUGUCGGCAGGAGUGAAGAUGACUGUCCCCCAUCUUCCCUGCUUCGAGCCAUCCUGCGACGCGCGGUCCGACAGCGUUUCCCUCCACACUGUAUCAUCUGGCGACGAAACGGUAGUGUCGGCCGACAACAACUGGCUUGAUAUCGAAAUGGAGGAGGAGCCAACCGAGUUCAGUCCAGGAAAGGGCCUCAUAUUAGAAAUCCGCAAGGAUAGAGCUCCCAAAGACCGACAUGUGCACAACUGGCUACCCUACCACCUAAUCUCAAUCUCCUACAAAGACGAGCACGAUGAAACACGAAUCUGGACACAAAGCUGGAAGGCCUUCCUCAAACUCAACCCUGAACAGGGAAUGAACAAAGACCUAAGGAAAGGGGUGGAGAAGCUGAACAACACAAUACACACGAAAAGCUUCUUGCCAUGGCGCCGCUCUCUGUACAUCGCUCAAUGUCACUCCUAUCUACUGCGCAAGUCGCGCAGAGCAAAGCGCCAGAACCUGAAAGAAGAGCUGGAAGGCGCGCGGGGUCUCAGCUUUGGUCGGUGGAUGUCGAACGCUGUCGUCCUCAGCGACGCAGGGGAGAAGAUAGACGAGUGGAACACCAGAUUUGAGUGGGAAGCGGCAUUCGCCGCUUCAAUACGAGAAUUCCAGGCGGAUACGCUACAAAAACGCAGCGGGUUGGGAAGCGGCUCCAAGUACAGUGUCGUCAUCAGGUCGAAAAGGCAAGGACCCGGCCCGUGCAAGAAGAAAGGUCCGUCCAAGACGAAACGACCUGCCCCCUCCAAGACGAAGCGACCCGGCCCCUCGAAGACGAAGCGACCCGGCCCCUCGAAGACAAGACGACCCGGCCCCGCUACGAAGAAAGCGAAGAAAUCUUGA
Messenger RNA from Oikopleura dioica, 1752 nucleotides. The record is from the annotation of a GenBank genome assembly. NCBI's taxonomy places the organism in Eukaryota, Metazoa, Chordata, Appendicularia, Copelata, Oikopleuridae.